Molecule: messenger RNA, 4671 nt
Organism: Guillardia theta CCMP2712
Lineage: Eukaryota; Cryptophyceae; Pyrenomonadales; Geminigeraceae
Exons: 4
Coding region: 201-4562 (1453 amino acids)
Cellular component (GO): membrane
Molecular function (GO): ATP binding; ATP hydrolysis activity; ABC-type transporter activity
Source: RefSeq, a predicted model, not a curated record
CUCUUCCCAACCCGUGACUGGUCCCCUCAGCUUUACCGUUGCGUCCCCUCCUCUGUUUGUUCGCUCUUCCUUGUUCAAUCCUCCGUACCCCACAGUGCUCUCAUUGCUUGCAUUGACCAGUCUCUCUCCAUCAACCUGAUUCUGAAGGGCGAACAACGCCCCAUCACGUCUUCUAAGUUGCACUUGGAUUGGUCUCUAUAAUGAGCAAUCCGAUUGCUUCUUUGGCGUUCUCAAACGCUGCCCAGCGCCAUGACAAUGGAAGUGCGACGUCGGAAAGCGUGGACGAAGAUGAAGGUCACAGGGCUUCCGACAGCAUACGUGUCUUGAUUGAUGCAGGAAAUUCUUCUGUUAGUUUGCAAGAGUUGCUCCGUCCCGGUGUACAAACAAGGUACGCGCAGCUCGAGCUCAUGGAGCUUGCCAAGUCUAUAGUAGGACACCGGCAAGGACCAUGUUUUGUUACUCUCAAGGAUGUCACAAUAGAAGGGAAAGCAAAAGUUAUGAUGAUCGAGUUUCAAACAGUUGCAACAGCUGCAUUGUCCAUGGUCACCUCCUUGUUUCGCAAGUCGCAGAGAUUUUGUACAAAGCAUAUCCUUACCCAUGUCACCACAGCCUUCGCCCCUGCCAAGAUCUGCUUGCUGAUUGGCCCCCCCCAAAGUGGAAAGACGACCUUGCUCAAGUACAUUGCGGAGCGGCUUGACAGCGGCUUGACGUCGAGAGGAGAUCUGUCGUUCAAUGGGGUUCAUCCCCACCCCUCCAUCAUGCCCAGGAUCGUAGCAUACACUCCCCAGCUGGAUGAUCACACGCCAGCCUUGACCGUCCAGCAGACUCUCAACUUCGCGUUCGAUUGCACAGCCUCUCGACAUGUUCGAGGGAUGGCAAAACAAAAUGGUCUAGCUCCCAAGAGCACCAAGGAGGAAGGAGGCGAUCCUCGCAACAAAGUUAACAUCAUCAUGGACUACUGCGGUCUAGACAACUGCAAGAACACAGUAGCAGGCAGUGAUACUCUGCGAGGACUCUCUGGCGGUGAGAAGAGAAGACUGACUAUCGCUGAGCAGUUGGUCGGCACCUCCCUUGUGAACUGUAUGGAUGAGAUCACGACUGGACUGGACUCAGCCGCUGCUCAUGACAUUGUGGAAUCUCUCGCGAAUGCCUGCCAUGUCUUCGACAAGACAACGGUCAUCUCCCUGCUGCAGCCACCACCGGAAGUUGUCAACCUCUUUGAUGAGAUUCUCUUGCUCGGUCCCAAUGGCGUUCUCCUUUACCACGGGCCAGUGUCCGAUGCUGAGUCAUACUUUGAAGAAGAGUUUGGAUUCAAGAAGCCUGGAAACCUUCCUCUAGCUGACUUCCUUGUCACCCUGUGCACAGAUGAGGUCACUCAGUACUGGUCGACGUUCAACUCCGACGACGUCCCGACGCCAAUGGAGAUGGCGGAGAGGUGGAAGCGUUCGAGGAUCUUCAAGCAGUACAUCAAGCCGAGGUUUCACGAGGCUGUGAACCAUGGGCGGUGUAAGGAAUCAAACACUGUGAACCAGAUGCCCUGGAUCACUCCCUUUGGAGCCACGUAUAAGACGCUUUUGAAGGCUUGCUUCCAUCGAUCCUUCAGGAUCCUUCUUGGCGACAGAGUGCUUGUUCGCAGCAUAAUCAUCCAAAGGCUGAUCCAAGGCAUCAUCAUCGGCACAAUCUUUUGGCAGACAACCAAGGAUGGGAUGAAGGUGCCGAUGUUGUUCUUGCUGUCCUCCAUGUUGUCCAUGAGCAACGUGUACAUGGUGAACCUCGCGAUCAUGAAGAGGCCGAUCUUUUACAAGCUUAGGGACUCUGGUUUCUAUCCAACAUGGAUCUAUGCCAUGUCUGAGUUCAUCUCGGAGCUCCCAUUGCAGUGCCUUGAAGUCUGUAUCGUCGGAUUCAUCGCCUUCUUCUUCGUCGGGUUUCAGACUUCCACGUUUCCCACCUUUGUGGUGGCUCUCUUGCUUAUCUGCCUGGCUUUCGUUUCCAUCUACAAAGCGAUCGCUGCCAACUCCCGCAGCCCGUCAGGAGCCCAGGGCCUCGCCAUCGGCUUCAUCGCCUUCUCCAUGUGCUUCUCCGGCUACAUCGUGACCAAGGGAAGCAUCCCGGACUACUUCAUCUGGAUCUACUGGAUGCUCCCCUUUCCGUGGGUCCUUCGCAUCUUGGCCAUCAAUGAGUUCAUGUCUCCGGGUAGGAACGGCGUGUACGACUCGCUCGUGGGCCCAUCGAAGCAGCGACUGGGUGACAUGUACCUUCAGACCUUCUCUAUCCCCGUCGACAAGAUCUGGAUCCCCUUGGGUUUCAUCUACCUCUUGGCGAUCAUCGUGCUCUUCCAGCUGCUGUACGCGUUUGGCCUUCACUUCCGACGGCUCGAGUGCGAGCUGCCUAUCAUCGUGUUGGACAAGGACAAGGAAAAGACGGAGAAACCAGGAGACGCGACCUUGGAUCCUGUGUUUGAGAGGGAUGCGAUGUUCGAGGACGCCGAGCAGAACAGCAAGAAGGCCUUCACUGCGUUGAGAAGCAUCUCCAUAGUGCCGCCGGAGGUUUCGCUGUCCUUGAAGAACUUGUGCUACACCGUCACCAUCCCCGCCCCCAAGGACUCAGGGGCGAAGAAGAUGGACAAGAUCCUCAUCAACAACAUCUACGCGCACUUCGAGCCUGGAACGAUCACAGCACUGAUGGGGUCAUCGGGAGCUGGCAAGACGACCCUGAUGGAUGUCAUUGCUGGAAGGAAGACGUCAGGGAAGAUUGAGGGCGAAAUCCUCGUCAACGGGCACAAGCAGGAGCUCUCAACCUUCGCUCGUAUCAGCGGGUAUGUGGAGCAGACGGACCUUCACAUCGGGAGCCUCACGGUUCUCGAGGCCCUUAGGUUCUCUGCUCUCCACCGCCUUCCUCCAGAGCUUUCCAGCGACGAGAAGGAGAUCGUCGUGCAGGCUGUUGCUGACCUAGUUGAGCUCCGUCCCGUCCUCAACAAGACGAUAGGAGGCAAGGGCAUCGGCUUGUCGCUAGAGCAGCGCAAGCGAGUGACCAUUGGGGUGGAGAUGGCAGCGAACCCGAGCAUCCUCUUCCUCGACGAGCCAACCUCAGGGCUCGACUCGCGAGCUGCGAAGAUGGUGAUGAACGUGCUGCGUCGUAUCACUGAGACUGGUCGGACAGUCAUCUGCACCGUCCACCAGCCGUCCAAGGAGAUCUUCUCGAUGUUCGACCACCUCCUGCUCCUCAAGAAGGGAGGCUGGAUGGUCUACAAUGGUGACCUGGGCCCCACGAGGCAGGAGGAGGGGCAUGAUGGUCUGGUGUACACAGCGAGGAACAUGGUCGACUAUUUUGAGAACUGCUCUCCCCUCGCGCCCAAGAUGCGGCCGGAGAUGAACCCCGCCGAGUACAUGCUCGACAUCGUCGGCGCUGGUCUGGGGACGCAUGCGGAUCGAGGCGACAAUGUGGACUUUGUGAGGCUCUUCGAGGAGUCGGAGAUGGCCAAGGGGAUGAAGCGGAAGCUGGAGAGCUUGUCGCAGGGGGAGAAACUUCACUUUUCAAGUCGCUAUGCCACGGGCUUCGCGACGCAGCUCUACUUCUCGACGAGGAGGUGGGCGUCUUGUCACUGGCGCAACGUGGGAUACAACCUCCACCGCAUGAUCGUCGUGACCAUCAUCGCCCUCCUCUUCUCGCUCAACAUGGUCAACCAAAAGCUCUCCGAUGUGACCGACCAGUCAAAACUCCAGUCGUUCAACGGCAUCUUGUUCGCCGGUGUCUUCUUCACCGCUGCUGUACAGACCAACAUGGCCGUUCAGGUUCUCGGGGAGGUCAAGGUCGUCUACUACAAGGAGCUGGCUGCUGGCAUGUACACUCCCUUCGCUUACAUCUUCGGGCUCACGGUGGUAGAGAUUCCCUGGCUCAUCGCCGUCACUGCUCUCCACAUGAUCAUCUUCUACCCGCUUGUAGGGCUCUGGACGGCCCCGAGUUACAUCGCCAUGUACGCGGUUACUGUCUUCCUCCUCUGCACAGUCUUCUGCUUCUGGGGUCAGAUGCUUGCGGCCCUCACCCCCAGCACGCAGGCAGCAGCGCUGAUAGCUGGGCCGACGGUGGGGAUCAUGGUGCUCUUCAGUGGGUUCUUCGUGCCCGGCUCGCUUAUUCCGUAUCCUUGGAAGAUCUUCUACUAUAUCUUCCCCGCCAAGUACGGCAUCAAGGCCGCCAUGCCCAAGCAGUUCUACUGCAGCAUGAGCUGCCUGGCUGAGUCGCAAGACCCUUCCAACCGCUUCAACUGCAACGAGCUCAACGUCACGUCGCUGGCUCGGCCUCCCUUCAACGCUGACGGCCCUGGCUGCAGCCUCCUCUAUGACCUGACGGGACAGGUGCAGCAGAUGAAGGGAGCAGCAUGGACGGCCAAGAACUUGGGGGCGAGUGGGAUUCACCGGAUGACAGUGUGGGACUACUGGAGCAUCACGACUGACUCCAACAUCACCGACGUGCCGCUCUACAUCGGAGUGCUCGCCAUCUUCAUCUUCGUCUUCCGCUUCUUCACCUACCUCGCGCUCAAGUACCUCAAGCACAUCAACCGAUGAGCCUUCUACCGUAGCUUUGUUCUCUUGGAAUAUGUUGUUGUUCUCUUGGAAUAUGUUGUUUGUUGAAAAUGUGUUUGUUAUUUUUUGAAUGAUAGCCUCUUUGUAUGCU